Stegodyphus dumicola is the source of this 5525-nucleotide messenger RNA. RefSeq names its product General vesicular transport factor p115 (gene p115). The record is from RefSeq and is a predicted model, not a curated record. NCBI's taxonomy places the organism in Eukaryota, Metazoa, Arthropoda, Arachnida, Araneae, Eresidae. Gene Ontology annotation, cellular component: ER to Golgi transport vesicle membrane; cytoplasm; Golgi stack. Gene Ontology annotation, biological process: transcytosis; intracellular protein transport; vesicle fusion with Golgi apparatus.
CGUCUGGAUGGAAGCCACGCAAACUUAAGUAUUCGGUUUUGCUAUUAGAAAUCUGAAGUAAUGGAGUAUUUUAAAAGUGGCUUAAAAUCUGUUUUAGGGACACCACAGGAUUCUCAACAGCCAACAGUCGCUGAAACGGUGGAGAAACUUGUUGAUAGGGUUCAGACAUCCACGCUGCUUGAUGAUCGAAGAGAUGCAUGUAGAGCUCUUAAAGCUCUUUCCAAUAAAUUUCGUUUGGAAAUUGGGGCUCAAGCGAUGGAUGCACUCAUUAGAGUUUUAGAAUGCGACAGAUCUGAUAAUGAAAUCCUAGGAUAUGCUUUAGAAGCCAUAUGUAAUGUUGUAAAUGGUCCAAGAGAUGAUGAAAGUGCUGAUUAUGUACCAGGAGCUGAAGAUAACCUUGGGUUACAGUUUACUGAAAUAUUUAUUAAAAAACCAGAAAAUGUUACUUUGCUUUUGGAAUUAAUUGAGGAAUAUGAUUUCAAAGUACGCUGGCCCAUUGUUCGUCUUCUGAGUGGCCUACUGAGUCAUAAACCAAAAGAUUUACAGGAAUGCAUUCUGGUCAGUCCAAUGGGUGUGUCACGGCUCAUGGAUUUGCUGUCUGAUACCAGAGAGAUUAUUAGAAAUGAUACUUUAUUGUUACUGGAGCAUUUGACUAAAAGUAAUGCCAAUAUUCAGAAAAUUGUGGCAUUUGAGAAUGGUUUUGAUAAACUUCUUAACAUUGUAUCUGAAGAAGGUUUCAGUGAUGGAGGGGUAAUCGUUGGAGAUUGCUUACGGGUAAUGUUAACCUUAUUAAAAAACAACACAUCAAAUCAAACAUUUUUUAAAGAAGGUUCGUACAUUAAACAUUUAGCACCAUUUUUUGAUCUGCAAGAGUCAUAUGAAAGAGGCUGGAACCAGCAGAAGGCAGUAAAUACUUUAACUAUGCUACAGAUAAUUAGAGUUUUGGUAUCACCUAACAAUCCUCAGCAGGUAACAAUGGCUGCUCAGAAAGCUAUGUUUCAAUUUGGGUUGUUGGAACAGUUAUCUUCCAUUUUGAUGGCUACUGGAGUUCCUGCAGAUGUUUUAACAGAGGCAAUAAAUACGGUUGCUGAAAUAAUACGAGGCAAUCAUAGUAAUCAAGAGUAUUUUUCAACGGUAUGUGCCCCUACGACACCUCCUCAGCCUGCUAUUGUAGUGUUACUAAUGUGCAUGAUAAAUGAGAAACAGCCUUUCAGCCUGCGAUGCUCAGUACUCUAUUGUUUCCAGUGUUUUUUGUAUAGGAAUGAAUUGGGCCAAGCUCAAAUCGUACAGACAUUAUUACCUUCAACAGCUGAUAUAAGUACAUUUACUGUUGGCCAGUUACUGUGUAGUGGCUUAUUCAGCACAGAUACUUUGUCCAAUUGGUUUGCAACAGUUGCCUUAUCCCACACACUUGUGGAUAAUCCUACACAGAAAGAACAGCUUUUGCGAGUACAGUUGGCAACCAGCAUGGGAAAUCCUGCCAUUUCACUCAUUAAUCAGUGUUCUGUUAUGUUACAGCAGGGUGCUAAAUUACAGACUAGGUUAGGCCUUCUGAUGUUAAUGAGUACUUGGCUUGCCAAUUGCACAAUAGCUGUGAUGCGUUUCCUAAGCAUACCAACAAAUAUUCCAUUUCUUACCUCUCAAGUGAAUUUAGCAGAAGGUGAUGAGCAUGAAGAUCUUGUUCAAGGGAUAUGUGCUUUUCUUCUGGGUAUUUGCAUAGAAUUUAACGAUAAUUCUCAACCUGGCUUUACAAAAGAUGACUUGUGCCAAUUAAUUGUAAAGCGUAUUGGUUUAGAGACAUUUCUGGACAAGCUUGUAGCUGUUACAAAGAAUGAAAGCUACAGCCGAGCUGCCCAAAACCCUCAUCUUAAAUUUAAACAACCAUCUGAAGUGUUAUUUGACUAUGAAUUUUGUCGUCUGUUUAAGUCUUUAGAAGGAAUAAUUAUCAAAGCAGUUCAGCCUAAGCCCAAACUCCUCAAUGGGCCAGAAUCUUCUAUGACGCCUGAACAGCAGGAAUUACUUAGGCAAUAUAAAGACCUCAUUAGAGAACAGGACCAGCAACUGCAUGAAUUGAAAAGUCAGAUUGCUGAAUUGAAGUCAGAGUAUGAAUUAUCAAAAACACAAGUUGAAGAUAUGACGAGUACUAUACAGCAGCUGAAAGAUCAAAAUGCUUUAUUGAAAGCACAGCGAUCUGUUUCUGGUAAUACAUCUAGUCAUGAAGUUCUACAAUUAAAGCAAGAAAUUGAGCAGCUGAAAAUUGAAUGUAACAAUAAACAACAGGAACUUGAUGCAAGAAGUGCAAAACAAAGUCAAAAACAGGAUGAUGCAAUGAACCAAUUUCCAGAAUGUGGGGAUUCACACGUUACUGUUGGUAGUGAAAGCAGUCAACUUGUGCAAGAUCUACAGCAAGAAAUAGAAACGAAAGAUAAAAUAAUAAAGAAAUUAGAAGAAGAAAUUAAGGAAAGCAAAGAGUUAAUUGAAUCUAAGAAAGUAUCACAAAUGAAUCUUCAAAGUCUCCAAGAAGAAAAAAAUAGCUUGGAAGAACAGCUAAAUAUCAUUAAGAAAGAGCAGGAAGAUAUGCUAAUGUUAGUUACUGAACAAAGUGACAAAAUAUGGGAACUAAAAAAGAAGUUAAAAGAGCUAGGUGUUGAAGUUCAAGAUGAUGAUGAUUCAGUAAAUGAAGAUCCUGAUGAAUUUGGUGAUGACUUGAGUGAUAAAGAACUAAAUGACAUCAAAGAUGAAGUAGAGGAUUCUAAAUCUGAUUGAUAUAAUUUGUUCAAAUUACAGAAGGUGUAAUAAAGGACCAACAGUGAAACUUGUUUUGUAUUUGCAACUAUAAAAAAAGACAAAAAAGGAACAUUUUUAUCUGAAUUUACCAGUUUCUUUUGGGAAGUAUAUGCUGUUUUAUAAUAAACAAGACAAAAUGAUGAAGAGAUGGGACAAAUAUGAGGUACCCACAGUAAAAUUUUUUAUUGUAAAUACGAAGAAGAUAUCAACAAGACUGUUUCCUUCAUUAGUUUUUCAAUAAACAUCUCUGUUAUUUUCACAAUCAUUGUAUUGUUUCACAAUCUUCUAAAGUUAAAAUUCAGAUGGAAAAGUAACUUUUUUCUUCUUUUUACAUAUGUGGUUAUUAAAAGCUUAAAAAUAAGAAAAUAAUUUAACUUUUUUUUAAGAAGAGGGGUGGGAAAUAAGAUGAUAAACUGUGCGUAAUCUUUAAUUUUUGAAAAAUUAAAUUGGAGAACUAUUAAUGUAAAGAUUAAAAUAAUUUUAUUUUGGUGUUCUAAGCUUUAAUUUUUUUUAAUUGAAUGAAACAAAUUUAAGAUAUAUAUAUAUUAUGAAUGAGAAGGAAUUAUGAAAAUUCAUAUUUAUUCGCAACUGUGUCGAGUGUAAACGUUAUGUGAAAGAACAGCCUUUAAAAAUUUCUUUUACUGAAAAUUCAUUUAUCUUAAAUUCAUGUAAAAAAAAUAUGACCAAUUUUAUAUAAAAUUUAUUCAAUUCUGCAUGCAUUAUUUUUUGACAUUAUGACUUUUUCAAGUUAUGCAUACACAGUAUGAAGUCCAAGGUCCUAAAUGAUUGGGAUUUUGGAGAAUCCGAAUUUUAAUCAUUGAUUUAAAUCAAGUGAGAUAACAUGUAGACAUGACAACAUUGGCACUUAUUAUUUAAGUCAGAUUAAAAUAAAUAAAUAAAUAAUUAAAAUAAAUAAAUAAAUAAUUAAAUAAAUAAAAUAAAUAAAUAAAUAAAUAAAUAAAGGCGAAUUAUCCACAAUCAUUCGAGGGACAAAAAUGUCAUCUUUGCCAGCAUCAAUCAAUAUUGUAACAGGCACCAUGCAAAUACCUAGGCAGCAGAUGUUUGAAAGACAUAUGCAAUAAUUUUAAUUAUGUCAGAAUAAAAAUAACAUUUAUGGCACACCUACUUCCUUUUGUUGAAUAUUAUAUUCUCCAUUUUGAAACUUUGUGGCAACCUCUUUUUUUUUCCCCCUGAAGACAUUUUGUACAUCUAGAUUUUGAACAUUGUAAUGUAUAUAUUCAAACCGUAGUUAAAUUUAAUUCAAAUAAAAAUCUGUGUUUUUCCUAAAAUUAUAGUUUAUGUAUGGAAGUUUAUUCUUUUGUGCUUUAGUAAAUAUUUUAUUAAUGUUUUUAACAUCUUACCACAGUUUCCCAACUUGGGCACUGAAGAGAUCUGAUGGGAUAUUGCUAGUUGUAGAAUGAGUAGUGAAGAAAUAAUGAGGAAAUGUUUGUACGAUAAGAAUAUGUUCAAAACAUUUAUUUGCCUAAACAUUUUUAAAGAAAUACUUAAAAUAUUCACAUGAUUAUAUAAACAGUAUCAUUUGUGCCAUUGGCACAGAUUUUAAAUAAAAUAUAUUUUUAUUAUUCCAUGGCAAUGUUAGUUAUAACUUGGCAAUCUAAGGCGCAUAUCACACUGCGUUUGUUUCACAUGAACAGCUGUUUCGGACAAUUUUUCUGCCUGGUUUACUAUUGAAAGAAAGACUUCCUUUUAAAAAAAAACUGCAAGUUGUUUGUUUUCAACCAAUCAGCAAUCAGCUUCAAAUACUAUCAGCUUGUUUGUAAUGGGGAACCAGUUUUCCCUGUGUUAACCCCAAAGCGAUCUAUGGUGAUUGGCUGUUGUGACAAAGCAGAAAAAUUGUUCCAAAACAAACCAAAGUGUAAUAGCAGCCUAAUGUUCUAGAAACAGGACCAUAGAUCUGUAGUUGCAGUGACAACUAAUACUUGCAAACAGCAAAAUCUUUCAGCACACUGUGAUUGCAAGUUCAAUGGCAGGAAUUUGUGCAUGUUUUGUUAGGUACUAGGUUUAAGUAUGUGAGAGAUCUGCAUCGCUAACAUUCUCUUUUCAGAAUUCAUGAGUUGUUUCAGUAGCUUGAUGUAGUACAAUUUCAGUAGGUACUUAAAAAUUCACGCUCAAAAGAUAUGUAACAUAUAUCUUCUGUUGAUAUAUAUCAGAUAUCUUUUGAAAAAAAAUUGGUGCUUCUCUAUUAAUGGGAAAUUACUUGAUGCCAAACUUAAAAUGUUAGCAUAAAAUCUAAGUAAAGACAAGAGUUGCUACCUCAACAAUAUAUACAACUAAAUAAAUAAUUGCUAUUUUGUUAAAUACAAGAAACUAGUGCAUGUAAUUAUUCCAUUCAACAGCUGUACAGUAAAUCAUUCAUAAUUACAGUUUAGAGAUAUGUGAGUUCUUGACACCAGAAUUAAAUAAAUAGAAUAAUUGCUUGUAAAGAAAUGCAUGACCUUUGAACCAAGUUUGUAAAUGUUUCUUCCUAUGGCAUGAUCUUUCGUUGCAGUGCCAUUUUGGUGCUUCAGUAGUAGUAAAAUACAGUUCCAUUUUGUGGUUUUCUAAAUUAAAUCUUUCUAUUUGGAGGGCAUUUUGUUUUUAAAAUAAUUUCAUCAUGAUUGUGUGUUAUUUGGCUGUUGUAAAUCAUGCAAUCAUGAUGCUUUCUUUAAAAGAAAUGCUGCUGAAAAUCUCUGAGGUGGAAAAUUAUUAGAUCAGUGUUUAUUCGUCCCUCUUAUUCU